AUGAAUGAUGAGCCGAGGGCCACCCUCUCAUGUGCUGUUCGCCUCAGUUCCUUCCUUUUUGACUCCCGACUGGUGGAGUUCCUCCACCUGAUGCCACUGGGAGCCUUCAAUGUGGAUGUGGCCUGGCCCUGGGUCACAGCACUUAAACCAGGUGCACCUUCUGUGCUCAGCUCCUUUCUGCAUCACGACCCCAGCACCAACCAGACCUGCCUCCUGGUCACCAGGCACAGCACCAAGAAGACUUCAGCACCCCUGCAUCGAUGUGCCAUAUCCAUCAUUCCAGAUGAAAUUGCUUGCCACCCAGUAGAAAAUAUCUCUAUGCCAAAGGGCAGUUACAAAGGAGUGACAGUGGUCCGGAACCACCAUGGUAUUUUGGUAUGCAUUCAGGUACAGGCCCGGCAGCCCAGCAGCCUUAACUCUGAACUCACAGGUGCCUGCAGCCUAUUGAGUCCCAGCUUGGACCUCCAAGCCCACGCCUACUUCUCUGACCUUGAAAGACUCCUGGAUCCAGACCUCCAUGUGGAACUUGGUGGCUACUCCAGAAGCAAAGGAGGCAGCUCAGGGGAGAAUAAGAAACCAGCCAGAGGACCCCGGGCAGCUGAGGAGGAAGAGGAUGAAGAAGAGGAAUGCAGCUUUGCCCUGGUGCAGUACGGUUAUGUGAUCCAGACUGAGUUUGAUCUUCGAGACAGCCAGGACGUUAUGGCCUCCCUUGCCAGAGUCCAGAGCAUUGUUCAAGUGAAGAAUGUCACUAAGACUGCCUCAGCCAUGCAGCAUGUCUUAGACAACAUCUUCACUCCAAGCCGUGGCUCCAGAAAGAAAGCAUCAAAGGUCAUGGUGGUGCUUACUGAUGGUGACAUAUUUGGGGACCCUCUCAACCUUACGACUGUCAUCAACUCCCCAAAGAUGCAGGGUAUUGAGCGCUUUGCCAUUGGGGUGGGCGAUGCAUUCAAGAAGGCUAAGACUGACAGAGAACUGAAGCUGAUUGCCUCCGACCCCAAGGAGACCCACACCUUCAAGGUGACCAACUACAUGGCUCUGGAUGGGCUGUUGAGCAAGCUGCAACAAAGCAUCAUCCACAUGGAAGGCACAGUUGGAGAUGCCCUUCAAUAUCAACUUGCACAGACUGGCUUCAGCGCCCAGAUCCUGGACAAGGGACAGGUGUUGCUUGGCACUGUGGGAGCCUUUAACUGGUCGGGUGGAGCACUGCUCUAUGACACACGGAGUGGUAAAGGCAGCUUCCUAAACCAGACAGCCGAGGACUCCGGGGCUGCACAGUACAGCUAUCUCGGUUAUUCAGUGGCAGUGCUGCACAUGGUCUUCGGCUUCUCCUACGUGGCAGGAGCUCCAAGGCACAAGAUCCGUGGGGCUGUGUUUCAGCUCCAGAAGGAGGACAGAAAGGCCACCUUUGUGCGUCGACUGGAGGGAGAGCAGAUGGGGUCCUACUUUGGCUCUGAGCUGUGCUCUGUGGAUAUUGACAUGGAUGGAACUACGGAUUUUUUGCUGGUGGCCGCUCCAUUUUACCACAUUCGUGGAGAAGAAGGCAGAGUCUAUGUGUACCGUGUGCAUGAGCAGGAUGCUUCCUUCUCCUUGGCACGCACACUGAGUGGGCAUCCUGGGCUCACCAACAGUCGAUUUGGCUUUGCCAUGGCAGCAGUGGGGGAUAUCAAUCAAGAUAAAUUCACAGAUGUGGCCAUUGGGGCCCCUCUGGAGGGCUUUGAGGCAGGCGAUGGGACCAGCUAUGGCAGUGUGUACAUCUACAAUGGACAUUCAGAUGGCCUCCGUGCCAGUCCUUCCCAGGUGACUCUACAGGUGGGCUCUCGGGACCGGGCAGCUGUGCUCCGCUCACAACCUGUAGUUGACCUGGCCGUGUCUAUGACAUUUAUCCCCGCUGCACUGCCCAUGUUCUUCAAGGACAACGUGGAUGUAGAACUGUGUUUCGAAGUUGCCUCCUCAACUACAGCCUCUAAUCCAGGCCUUAGAGAGAUGUCACUCCACUUCACCGUGGAUGUGGAUGUGACCAAGCAGAGGAAGAGGCUGCAGUGUACAAAUACAACCAAUUGUCAGAGCUACCUGAGGAAUUGGAAUGGGGAGUCCUCUCAGUGUGAGCAACUCUCGUUCAUCCCCAUGGAGGAGAAGCUGUGUGAUGGGGACUGCUUUUCCAACAUUACCAUCAAGGUCAGCUACGAGUUCCAGACACUUGGAGGAAAGGGGGACCACCCCAACCCCAUCCUGGACCACUACAAGGACCCCUCUGCUGUCUUCCAGCUGCCCUAUGAGAAGGACUGCAAGAACAAAGUGUUCUGCAUUGCUGAGGUCCAGCUGACCACCGCCAUCUCUCAGCAGGAACUGGUGGUGGGUGUCACAAAGGAGCUGAGCAAGAACAUCAGCCUGACUAACUCCGGGGAAGAUUCCUACAUGACAAACAUGGCUCUGAAUUAUCCCAGAAACUUACAGUUUAAGAGGAUACAAAAGCCACUCUCUCCAGACAUUCAGUGUGAUGAACCCAAGCCAGUUGCUUCUGUCCUGGUCGUCAACUGCAAGAUUGGUCACCCCAUACUCAAGAGAUCAUCUGCAAAUGUCUCAGUGAUUUGGCAGCUAGAGGAGAGGGUCUUUCCAAAUAGGACAGCGGACAUCACUGUGACCAUCUCUAAUUCCAAUGAGAAGUCUUUGGCCAGAGAGACCCACAGCCUUCAAUUCAGGCAUGCCUUCUUUGCGGCUCUUUCUAGACCGUCAGUGAUGUACAUGAACACAAGCCAGAGCCCUUCUGACCACAAAGAAUUUCUCUUCAACGUGCAUGGGGAAAAUCUCUUCGGAGCUGUAUUCCAGUUGCAAAUUUGCAUCCCAAUCAAAUUACAAACUUUCCAGAUUAUAAGAGUGAAGCAUCUGACAAAGACUCAGCCCAAUGAAGCCUUCCGUGCGGUUGUACACCUCAUCAGACAAGAGGCUCAGCUCUUUGGAGAUGAUGAUCUCUGCUCAAACUGCUCGCCCUGGGGCCUUAGAUGCUCUGUCCUAGACAUGCAGAUUUUUCAGCCUGAUGUGCUAGAACGGAGUGAGCAAACUCACCUUUUGCUUUUGCAGCACGUACAAGAGUGGCAUUCAGUGAUCUGUGAUAUCACGUCUAAUAAAGAAAAUGUAACCGUGGCUGCGGAGAUCUCCCUGGGCCACACUAAGCAGCUACUCAGAGAUGUGACUGAGCUGCAGAUCCUCGGUGAAAUAUCUUUCAACAAAUCUCUGUAUGAGGGGCUGAGUGCAGAGAACCACAGAACGCAGAUCACUGUCAUCUUCCUGAGAGAUGAGGAGCCCAACUCUUUGCCUCUCAUCAUUGGCAGCAGUAUUGGAGGCCUCCUGCUCUUGGUUGUGAUUAUAGCCAUUCUAUUCAAGUGUGGCUUUUUCAAAAGGAAGUAUCAACAGCUGAACUUGGAGAGUAUAAGGAGGACCCAGCUGAAGGCUGACAGUCUGCUGGUGGAAGAUUAGAGCCUACUUCAGUUCCGGAACCUGGACACUCAGUGUCUGCCACAUAGUCUCCUUAGGAUGGCCUAGGAACAUCGAACAGACCAUGGAGUGCUGUUCACAGACACACAUUGUCCCCAUAGUGUUUGUGCAUUGUGCAAAAGGGAGACUUGGACACAUUUUCUCUUAAAUAAAUUUACCUUUACAGCAA
Molecule: messenger RNA, 3661 nt
Organism: Cricetulus griseus (Chinese hamster)
Lineage: Eukaryota; Metazoa; Chordata; Mammalia; Rodentia; Cricetidae
Source: RefSeq, a predicted model, not a curated record